Messenger RNA from Arctia plantaginis, 263 nucleotides. The record is from the annotation of a GenBank genome assembly. Lineage: Eukaryota; Metazoa; Arthropoda; Insecta; Lepidoptera; Erebidae.
AUGCAGAACGGAGAGGGCGCGCCGACAGCCGCGGAAAACACCAAGAAAGCGGUGCCCGAGGAAGUGACGAAACAAUCAUUCAGGCUGAAAGUAUGGCGCCAUUUGGAGACGAAUGGGUUGGCGAUGUUUCCACGCCCGGUCUACAACAGGAUCCCAAACUUCAAAGGUGCCACCGAAGCCGCCGCUAAGCUGGCAGAGCUGGACAUCUUCAAGGCUGCGAACACUAUCAAAGUGAACCCUGAUAAACCACAAGAGCCUGUCAG